AUGGAUAUAUUAUUUGAUAAAAAAGGUGGUAUCGUAACAGAAUCAGCUAUUUAUGUAGCACUCAGUAAACAGAUCGGAAUUCUUUUUGGGGAUUAUGGAAUGGCAGCAGCAAAACUUUCACUAAGUGUUAAGGUUUUCGAUGCUGGAACGGCAACAACUAUUAUCAGGAUAUCGAAGGAAUUUGCACAACGACUCCUCAGUGCAAUACCAUUCGUAUGUACGAUUGAUGGUAUACCGGUUGUCUUACAAGUGCUCUUUGUUGGUUCUUCUGUGCGAUCUUGUCAGAGAGCACUGUUGAGGAUAAAUCGAAGAAGACUGUAUUCCAAUUACGUAGCUGCAAAAACCUAUGGAGAAAAGAAAGAUGUAAUGGAUGCUAUACGAAGCGUAACAGGAAAUGUGAAAUUUGAAAAUACCUUAAAUUAA
Messenger RNA from Brugia pahangi, 423 nucleotides. The record is from the annotation of a GenBank genome assembly. Lineage: Eukaryota; Metazoa; Nematoda; Chromadorea; Rhabditida; Onchocercidae.